This is a messenger RNA of Verticillium dahliae VdLs.17, 1257 nucleotides long. RefSeq lists its product as uncharacterized. The record is from RefSeq and is a predicted model, not a curated record. The coding region runs from base 1 to 1257 and encodes 418 amino acids. The transcript has 3 exons. Gene Ontology annotation, biological process: transmembrane transport. NCBI's taxonomy places the organism in Eukaryota, Fungi, Ascomycota, Sordariomycetes, Glomerellales, Plectosphaerellaceae. Gene Ontology annotation, molecular function: transmembrane transporter activity.
AUGCAGCCAGCCUCUCGAACUCGGUCCAAAGUUGUGACGCUCUUGCAGUGGACGCCUCCCAAUUGCCGCUAUGAUCCCGAGCGUGUCCCACCGUUCACCAUUUGGCUGAACUUGCUGUUCUCUGCCGCCUUGUUCACCGUGGCCAACCUAUACUACAACCAACCUGUACUGGACAAGAUCGCGGAAGACUUCAAUGUCAGCUUCGAAAAGGCAUCGACGGUGGCCAGCCUGAUGCAAGCAGGCUAUGCUAUUGGCCUAUUCUUCAUCUGUCCGAUCGGAGACUGGCUUCGGCCGCGCCCCCUAAUCCUAGUCAUGUCUUCCCAGGCGCUCAGCAUGAUUUGCGGUAUAACCACAGUCACUCCGCAGCUUGCAAUCCCCAUCAUCGGCGGUCAAGUCCCCCCAAACAGGCGUGCGAGUGCGGUGCAAAUCGGCGUCUCCGGCAUCCUGCUCGGGUCCCUACUGGGCAGGUUGCUCUCCGGCGUCUCGGCCAACUACGGCCACUGGAGAACCAUAUACUGGGUCGCGCUGGGCCUCCAAUAUCUCCUCCUGGCGCUGCUGUACUCCCUCAUGCCAGACUAUCCAUCCCGGGCCCCCGAGGGCAAGACGUACUUCCACAUGCUCUACAGCACGGUUCGCAUGACGUUUACUGAGCCCCUACUGCUCCAGGUGUGCAUUCAGUCCUACUGCGUCAGUGCCGUCUUUUCUGCAUUCUGGACGACCCUGACCUUUCACCUGGCAUCUCCGCCGUAUGAGUAUAAUUCUCUUCAGAUUGGUCUGUUUGGGCUUAUCGGUAUCAUCGCGAUAGUUUUGGGGCCGUUCUAUGGCCGGAUCUUCAUGGACAAGUUCGUCCCGUGGUUCUCUGCCUUUGUGGGCGAGACCUUUGCGCUGGUGGGCGUCAUCAUCAGCACUUUCACCGGCAACCUGACAGUCGCCGGUCCCAUUAUCGAGGCCAUCGCCAUCGACAUGGGAACCCAGACAUCGCAGACAGCCAACAGGGUCGCCGCCUUUGGCAUUGACUCGACAGCAAUGAACCGCGUGAAUUCAGCAUUCGUGGUCUGUGGGUUUCUCGGGCAGAUGUCAGGAGCGGCUAUUGGAAACAAGCUUUAUGCUGACGGGGGCUGGACUUGGGUAGGAGGUGCCACUAUUGGCCUCAUGGGUUUGGCAUUAGUCGUUCUGUUCCUGCGAGGACCUUGGGAGAAGGGUUGGGUUGGAUGGCAUGGCGGCUGGGCUAUUCGCGCGAAAGUAGACGAAUCGUGA